AUGGGGAACCGGGGAAUGGAGGAUUUGAUUCCUCUGGUGAACCGCAUGCAGGAUGCCUUCUCCGCCAUCGGUCAAAACGCCAACCUGGACCUGCCGCAGAUCGCUGUGGUCGGCGGUCAGAGUGCCGGGAAGAGCUCGGUCCUGGAGAAUUUCGUCGGGAAGGAUUUCCUUCCCCGCGGUUCUGGCAUUGUGACCCGUCGUCCGUUGGUCCUGCAGUUGAUGAACUGUCCCACAGAGUAUGCUGAGUUCCUUCACUGUAAGGGCAAAAAGUUCAUAGAUUUUGAUGAAGUCCGACAGGAGAUCGAGGCAGAGACCGACCGCGUCACCGGAGCCAACAAGGGCAUCUCCCCUGUGCCCAUCAACCUGCGGGUCUACUCCCCUCAUGUGCUCAACCUGACCCUAGUGGACUUGCCGGGGAUGACAAAGGUGCCGGUGGGUGACCAACCUGCAGAUAUCGAGGCUCAGAUUAGAGAAAUGCUGAUGCAGUUUGUCACCAAGGACAACUGCCUGAUGCUGGCUGUUUCCCCAGCCAACUCUGAUCUGGCCAACUCUGAUGCUUUAAAGAUUGCCAAAGAGGUCGACCCUCAGGGGUUGAGGACCAUCGGUGUGAUCACCAAGCUGGACCUAAUGGACGAGGGGACAGACGCUAAGGACAUCCUGGAGAAUAAACUCCUUCCACUAAGGAGGGGUUACAUUGGUGUGGUGAACAGGAGCCAGAAGGACAUAGAUGGAAGGAAGGACAUCAAUGCGGCUAUGGCUGCUGAGAGGAAGUUCUUUCUCUCUCACCCUGCGUAUAGACACCUGGCUGACCGUAUGGGCACUCCAUACCUCCAGAAAACACUCAAUCAGCAACUGACCAACCACAUCCGAGACACCCUGCCGGCUCUGCGGUCCAAGCUGCAGAGUCAGCUUCUCUCCAUAGAGAAGGAGGUGGAGGAGUACAAGAACUUCAGACCUGACGAUCCAUCUCGCAAGACCAAGGCUCUACUCCAGAUGGUGCAGCAGUUCUCUGUGGACUUUGAGAAGUGUAUAGAGGGCUCUGGGGACCAGAUUGACACGGCUGAGCUGUCAGGUGGUGCCAGGAUCAAUCGUAUCUUCCAUGAACGCUUCCCCUUUGAACUGGUCAAGAUGGAGUUUGAUGAGAAAGAGCUCCGCAAGGAGAUCAGCUACGCCAUCAAGAACAUUCAUGGCAUCAGAACUGGCCUCUUCACCCCGGACAUGGCCUUUGAGACCAUUGUGAAAAGGCAGAUUGGGAAGAUUAAAGAGCCUUGCACCAAAUGUGUGGACAUGGUCAUUUCUGAGCUAGUCAAUACGGUUAGGCAGUGUACCAAAAAGCUGGCUCAGUACCCCAUGCUCAGAGAGGAGAUGGAGAAGAUUGUCACCCAGCACAUCAGGGACAGAGAAAACCGCACUAAGGAUCAGGUGUUGCUGCUGAUUGACAUUGAGUUGUCCUACAUGAACACCAACCAUGAGGACUUCAUUGGAUUUGCCAACGCUCAGCAGAGGAUCAGCCAAAUGAACAAGAAGAAGACAGCUGGCAAUCAGGAUGAGAUCAUGCCGGAGAGAGGAGUUAGCGAUCGGUUCAAGGUGAUCAGGAAGGGCUGGCUGACCAUCAACAACAUCGGCAUCAUGAAGGGAGGAGCCAAGGAGUACUGGUUUGUCCUCACCGCCGAGUCUCUGUCCUGGUACAAGGAUGAUGAGGAGAAGGAGAAGAAGUACAUGCUGCAGGUGGACAACCUGAAGCUGAGGGAUAUUGAGAAAGGCUUCAUGUCCAGCAAGCAUAUUUUUGCCCUCUUCAACACUGAGCAGAGGAAUGUGUAUAAGGACUACCGUCAGCUGGAGUUGGCCUGUGAGAGUCAGGAAGACAUUGAUGCAUGGAAGGCCUCCUUCCUCAGAGCUGGAGUUUAUCCUGAACGUGUUACGGACAAGGAAGGAAAGAGUGAGGGUGGUGAUGAAAAUGGCUCUGACAACUUCAUGCACAGCAUGGACCCUCAGCUGGAGCGGCAGGUGGAGACCAUUCGUAACCUGGUCGAUUCGUACAUGGCCAUUGUCAACAAGACUGUCCGUGAUUUGAUGCCCAAGACCAUCAUGCACCUCAUGAUUAACAAUACUAAGGAUUUCAUUAACGCUGAGCUGCUAGCCCAGCUGUACUCGUGUGCUGACCAGAACACACUGAUGGAGGAGUCUCAGGAGCAGGCCCAGCACCGUGAUGAGAUGCUGAGGAUGUACCAUGCCCUGCGAGAGGCCCUCGGCAUCAUUGGUGACAUCAGUACAACCACCAUAACUACUGCCAUGCCGCCGCCUGUUGACGACUCCUGGCUGCAGGUGCAACGGGGCGGAUCUGGUGGAAGGUCUCCAGCCACCAGCCCAACUCCGAACCGCAGGGCUCCACCGGGACCCCCUGCCCGACCAGGAUCUCGUGGGCCCCCGCCUGGGCCCCCUCCUGCUGGAGGUCCCCCUGUCCCAUCUCGCCCAGGGGCUUCUCCGGACCCUUACAGCGGACCCCCACCCAACGUGCCCUCUCGGCCUAACCGCGCGCCCCCGAGCGUGCCUAGUCGGAGACCCCCACCUUCUCCAACCCACUAG
Messenger RNA from Scomber japonicus (chub mackerel), 2586 nucleotides. RefSeq names its product dynamin 1a (gene dnm1a). The transcript is spliced from 23 exons. Gene Ontology annotation, cellular component: cytoplasm; microtubule; membrane. Gene Ontology annotation, molecular function: microtubule binding; GTPase activity; GTP binding. NCBI's taxonomy places the organism in Eukaryota, Metazoa, Chordata, Actinopteri, Scombriformes, Scombridae. The coding region runs from base 1 to 2586 and encodes 861 amino acids. The record is from RefSeq and is a predicted model, not a curated record.